This is a messenger RNA of Cricetulus griseus (Chinese hamster), 2641 nucleotides long. Lineage: Eukaryota; Metazoa; Chordata; Mammalia; Rodentia; Cricetidae. The record is from RefSeq and is a predicted model, not a curated record.
CCGGGCUGGUGGAGCUGGGCUUCGCCGAGGCGGCACCGGCUUGGAGGCUGCGUAGCGAGCAGUUCCCCAGCAAAGUGGGCGGGCGGCCCGCGUGGCUGGGGCUAUCGGGGCUGCCGGGACCCGGGGCGCUGACGUGCACGCGCUGCGGCCAUCCGCUCACCUUCCUGCUGCAGGUGUACGCGCCGCUGCCCGACCGCGACGACGCCUUCCACCGCAGCCUCUUCCUCUUCUGCUGCCGCGAGCCGCCGUGCUGUGCCGGCCUGCGAGUUUUUCGGAAUCAGUUACCAAGGAAAAAUGCGUUUUACUCCUACGAGCCUCCUUCUGAGACGGGAGCUUCAGACACUGGAGAUUCUGUGCGCCUCCAGCUUAAGUCAGGAGCCCACCUCUGCCGGGUUUGUGGCUGCCUGGGCCCUAAGACGUGCUCUAGGUGCAAGCAGGCACAUUACUGCGGGAAGGAGCAUCAGACACUGGACUGGCGGCUGGGACACAAGCAUGCUUGUGCACAGUCAGAUCAUUUAGACCAGACAGCUCCAGACCACAACUUCCUGUUCCCAGAAUUUGAAAUUGUGACAGAAGCAGAAGGCGAGAUUACACCUGAUGAGGCUGUGGAAAUUAAAGAUUAUUCUGAAGUCAAAGAAAGCAUGGGGAGAAUACUUGAGGAAGAACUAGAUUCCAUGGCAAAGCAUGAAUCCAAGGAAGAUCACAUUUUCCAAAAGUUUAAAUCCAAAAUAGCCCUUGAACCAGAGCAGAUUCUCAGGUAUGGAAGAGGCAUUAAACCGCUCUGGAUUUCUGGAGAAAAUAUCCCUCAAGAAAAAGAUAUUCCAGAUUGCUCCUGUGGUGCUAAGAGGACAUUUGAAUUCCAGGUCAUGCCCCAGCUGUUGAACUACCUAAAGGCAGACAGACUGGGCAGGAGUGUGGACUGGGGCGUCCUGGCAGUCUUCACCUGUGCUGACAGCUGCAGCCUGGGCAUGGGCUACACAGAGGAAUUUGUGUGGAAACAGGAUGUAACAGACACACCUUGAAAACGAUUACAUUCUUUUUUUCCUGGUUUUUCAAGAUAGGGUUUCUGGCUAUCCUGGAACUUGCUUUGCUCCAAGUGCUGGGAUUAAAGGUGUACACCACCACCACCCAGUUUAUUAUUGCUAUUUUAAAUGUAUUCAUGUUUUGCCAGCAUAUGUGUGUACCACAUAUGUGCCUGGUGCCUCUAGAGGCCAGAAGACGAUUUUGAAUUUCCCUGGAACUGGAGUUACAGACACUUGUGAGAUACUAUGUGGGGUGCUGGGAAACCUGGGUCCUCCAACUUAUUAAGAGUACUUCCCACUCGUCCAAAGGACCCAAGUUCAGUUUCUAGCACCCACAUCAGGAAGCUACCUGUAACACCAGGUCCAGAGGAUCUGAUGCCCUUUUCUGACCCCUCUGGGUAGCCAGUACAUAUGUGGCAUAACUCACACAGAUACAUAAAACUUACACAUGAGCAAAAAAUAAAACCUUAAGAGUAUCUGGGAAGGAACCAUGUAUAGUUCCAUCUAUAAACCAUCCAUAUUCACAGCAUUUCCCCACCUCCAGUUUUAUAGUUAAAGAGGUAUGUAGGAAAAACCAAAGUAGUCAAUACUGUCUGAUGCCAGAACAAGGAAAAACUCAACUUCGUAAGACCGAGUAGGAUGAAGGAGGAGCCAGUAAAGAAGCAAUAGUACCAGGCUUGGCAGGAGCCUGCAUUUAAGAAGGUCCUACUUCAGAGCUGGCCUUGAAAAGCCAGGGGACUUAUUUAUAGAAGACUGAGAUCAAACAAGGACCUCCUUUUCCCUCUGCAAAUACUGCCUUCACAGGUUAACUUGAGAAAGUGAACAGAGAAGGAAGAACUGGCCCUGGAAGGAACAACCUGACUAAAGGGAGGUCCUGGAGCCAUCUUUCAGGUAUGGGGUGUUCCAUAUGGUGCAUUGCCAAGCAAUUUGCCAAAUCUCAAGAUGUUAACAGUACUUGCAGUCUUCACCCACUCACAAGUGAAUUCCCGACAUCAGAGACCCAACAGAGCUUUUAUGUCAUGUCACCUUAGCAUCCUUGUAUAUCACACUAUAUUACCAUUGACUAUCCAGCUAUAGCAUAUCACAGAGUCCUGUCCUGUGAGUUCAUACCACAUAUGUGUACGUUAAGAUAUACAUAGAACCAUUUGGAGAUUCCUAUGGGGGACACGUUAUUUACUAAGCUACUUUUAAGGGGAAAAUGCUGUUCAUUUUUAACUUGAGGCAGCUAUGCUAAAGCACUAAGAACCACACAAUUAGUGGCGAACAUGUAAAAACACACUGACUCAGGAAAAGACUCAGACAGGAUAUUCAAAUGUGGCAUCACCUACAAAAUUACAGCAAAGCUGUCUACUCAAAAUGUCCUACAGAAAGGUCUGAAUGCUAAAGACUUUUAAAAGUAAAUGCACCAAUGUAUUUAUAAACGGCAAGGGCUGUUAUUUAAGGCUAUCCCCGGGUGGUGUGGACAUGAAUGUACCCAGCUAGGCGCUCAACAAACUACAUCUGGGGUCAACCUUGGAGACCCCUGGAUUCAAGGUUACCUCAGGCCACAAACUGAGUGCCUGAUUGGCCUGGGCUUGAUAUCUCACGAUUCCUUCUCACUAAAAUUACUAUCUUGGUUA